Molecule: messenger RNA, 1230 nt
Organism: Leptonychotes weddellii (Weddell seal)
Lineage: Eukaryota; Metazoa; Chordata; Mammalia; Carnivora; Phocidae
Source: RefSeq, a predicted model, not a curated record
ACCCAAAUGUCAGGAGAGAUGGACAAGCCACUGAUCAGCCGCCGCCUGGUGGACAGCGAUGGGAGCCUUGCCGAGACCCCCAGUGAAGGCCCCAAAGUGGGCAUCCUGGGCAGCGGGGACUUUGCCCGCUCCCUGGUCACACGCCUGGUGGGCUCUGGCUUUAGCGUGGUGGUGGGGAGCCGCAACCCCAAACGCACAGCCGGGCUGUUCCCCUCAGCGGCACAAGUGACUUUCCAGGCGGAGGCAGUGGACUCCCCUGACGUCAUCUUUGUGGCCAUGUUCCGGGAGCACUACUCCUCACUGUGUGGCCUCAGCGACCAGCUGGCUGGCAAGAUCCUCGUGGACGUAAGCAACCCCACAGAGCAGGAGCACCUCCGGCACCGCGAGUCCAAUGCUGAGUACCUGGCUUCCCUCUUCCCCACCUGCACGGUGGUUAAGGCCUUCAAUGUCAUCUCCGCCUGGACCCUACAGUCCGGCCCAAGAGAUGGGAACAGGCAGGUGCCCAUCUGCAGUGACCACCCAGACGCCAAGCGGGCCGUCUCGGAGAUGGUGCAGGCCAUGGGCUUCAUGCCCGUGGACAUGGGGGCCCUGGUCUCGGCCCGGGAGGUGGAGGCCAUGCCCCUGCGCCUCCUCCCGGGCUGGAAGGUGCCCGCCCUCCUGGCCCUGGGACUCUUCAUCUUCUUCUACGUCUACAACUUCGUCCGGGACGUCCUGCAGCCCUACGUGCGGGACGGCAAGAGCAAGUUCUACAAGCUGCCCGUGUCCGUGGUCAACACGACGCUGCCGUGCGUGGCCUACGUGCUGCUGUCCCUGGUGUACCUGCCCGGCGUGCUGGCGGCCGCCCUGCAGCUGCGCCGGGGCACCAAGUACCGCCGCUUCCCCGACUGGCUGGACCACUGGCUGCAGCACCGCAAGCAGAUAGGCCUGCUCAGCUUCUUCUGCGCCGCGCUGCACGCGCUCUACAGCUUCUGCCUGCCCCUGAGCCGCGUGAACCGCUACGAGGUGGUCAACCUCGCCAUCAAACAGGUACGACCGGCGCGCGCAGCCUACCAGCCGCCCUCGGCCGCUUCUGGCCCCGCAGGGGCGCUGCGCCGGCCGCCGCCCGACGUGCUGAAGACUGGUGAGCCCGGCGGGGCAAUGCCAGGGCUGGUGGACGCAGCCCAAGGCUGGGGGCAGGAGACGGACGCAAGACAGCUGCGAGUUUUCGAGGCUCUGCAGGAGGAGUGCUAA